This is a messenger RNA of Merops nubicus (carmine bee-eater), 1551 nucleotides long. RefSeq names its product protein Jade-1-like. The record is from RefSeq and is a predicted model, not a curated record. Gene Ontology annotation, biological process: regulation of transcription by RNA polymerase II. The transcript has 3 exons. Lineage: Eukaryota; Metazoa; Chordata; Aves; Coraciiformes; Meropidae. Gene Ontology annotation, cellular component: histone acetyltransferase complex. The annotation marks the transcript as partial.
UGUUCAGUGAAGAACUGCAGAACAGCCUUCCACGUCACCUGUGCGUUUGACCGUGGCUUGGAGAUGAAGACCAUACUGGCGGAGAACGAUGAGGUGAAAUUUAAGUCAUACUGUCCUAAGCACAGCUCCACCAAGAAGGCGGAUGAUGAGACUUUCAGUGAGAGCCCCGGCCAGGUGAACGGAAAUGGGACUCAGGACCACUCUCUUCCUCCCCACGUUGACUCUUUCCACAGCAUGGAUCAAAACCAGGAGGAGGCCCACAGGGUCAGCCUCCGCAAGCAGAAGCUCCAGCAGCUGGAGGAUGAGUUCUAUACAUUUGUGGAGUCUUUGGAAGUGGCUAAAGCGCUGCAGCUGCCUGAGGAGCCGGUGGAAUUCCUUUACCAGUACUGGAAGCUGAAGAGAAAAGCCAACUUCAAUAAGCCUUUGAUUACCCCAAAGAAGGACGAAGAGGACAAUCUGGCUAAACGGGAGCAGGAUGUUCUGUUCAGGAGGUUGCAGCUCUUCACACACCUCCGGCAGGAUCUCGAGCGGGUGCGUAAUCUCACUUACAUGGUGACCCGAAGGGAAAAAAUCAAGAGAUCUGUUUGCAAAGUUCAAGAACAGAUAUUUAAUAUCUACGCAAAGCAAUUGGAACAAGAAAGAGCUACAGGUGUGCCUUCUUCAUUCUCCUCAAUGGAAAACACGGUGUUGUUCAACAGUCCAUCUUUGGGCCCCGAUGCCCCUAAGAUAGAGGAUUUGAAAUGGCACUCUGUGUUCUUCAGGAAGCAGAUGGGGACGUCUCUAGCCCACUCUCUGAAAAAGCCACACAAGAGAGAGCGAGCGAGAAGCGGCGCGGGGAAGGAGGGCAAGCCCACGCUGCGGCCGCCCGGCCAGAGGGAGGGCGGUGCCGCCCCCGGCGGCCUUCUCAGUUUUGACAAGACCUUUGAGGACACACAGGUUGUAUCAGCACAGCAGAAAAAUGGCAUAGUGAUGCCAGACCACAGAAAAAGAAGAGACAAUCGUCCACAGUGUGAGGUGAUGAAGGCAGAACUGAAGGAAAAGACUUCUAAACACAACCACAAACCGUUGAGACCCACGGAACUUUCUCAGAGGCAAUCGGAAAAUAAAAGGGCUGUGAACCACUCCAGCGGUAGGUCAGCACCUGGCACGCGGAGGGAUAUAGUGCCUAAAUGCAAUGGGGGUCUUGUCAAAGUAAACUCUAAUCAGACAGUAGUUAAAGUGCCUACGACGCCCACGAGCCCCGUGAAAAACUGGGGCGGAUUCCGAAUUCCAAAGAAGGGGGAAAGGCAACAGCAGGGUGAGAGCCCGGAGGAGACCUGCCGUCAGAACUCCAGCUACUCCUACCUGGGCGUGGGCAGAGUUUCACCGAAGGACAGGACAAAAAGCAAGCUAAAGCCUGACAGUGAGAAUGAUGGGUACAUCCCCGACGCCGAAAUGAGCGACUCGGAGACUGAAGUGGCUGAAAAGAAGUGCAGGCAGCAGAGGCUCAGUCCAAACCGCGCUAUCGGCAGGAGGACGGACAUUAUUAGGAGAAGCAUCCUGGCAUCUUGA